Yamadazyma jaroonii is the source of this 546-nucleotide messenger RNA. The record is from the annotation of a GenBank genome assembly. Lineage: Eukaryota; Fungi; Ascomycota; Pichiomycetes; Serinales; Debaryomycetaceae.
AUGCUUAAACUUCGCCAAUUGCAGAAACAGAAACAACAAGAAAAGCAACAAGAAACCAUAAGUUCGGAAUCUAAAGUUCAAUCAUCUCAGAUAAGACUUCAAAAAGAUAUCACCGAACUUGAUUUACCACCUAGCAUAAAACUUCAAUUUCCUAAUGAAGGUGACAUUUCGAAUUUUAUUAUCACAAUUCAACCAAGAGAAGGUUAUUAUAAGAACGGAAAAUUCAGAUUUUCAGUGGGAGUGACCGAUAAUUUUCCUAUGGAACCUCCAAAGAUUAAAUGUUUACAAAAGAUUUAUCAUCCGAAUAUUGAUUUAGAGGGAAAUAUUUGUUUAAAUAUCUUAAGAGAAGACUGGAGCCCAGUGUUAAAUUUGAAUCUGGUCAUAAUUGGUUUAAAUUUCUUGUUAUUGGAACCAAAUUCGAACGAUCCUUUGAACAAACAAGCUGCUAACGUUUUGAGUAAGAAUAAAAAUCUUUUUGCCAGUAAUGUGAAAUCUUCAAUGAGAGGUGGUUACGUGGAUGAUGAAUAUUAUGACCAUAUUAUGUAA